Messenger RNA from Aspergillus bombycis, 1089 nucleotides. RefSeq lists its product as uncharacterized. Bases 1 to 1089 code for a protein of 362 amino acids. The transcript is spliced from 5 exons. The record is from RefSeq and is a predicted model, not a curated record. NCBI's taxonomy places the organism in Eukaryota, Fungi, Ascomycota, Eurotiomycetes, Eurotiales, Aspergillaceae.
AUGGCCCAGUUUUCACCCGACAGCUGGACGCCAGCGGUCAAUGUCUUGACUUGGUUUCUGCUGGUGACGGCAACUUUGAGCGUGAUCACUCGACUGGGGACCAAAUACUGGAUCUUUCGCAAGUUCACUGAAGAUGAUUACUUCAGUAUCGCUUCAUUGGUACUCUGCGCUGCGCAGUCCAUCGCCGUGUCGAUGGCGACUGCCAACGGGUACGGAGAGCAUUAUGAGAGUUUGAGUAGUUCUAGCAUUGAAGCAAUGAUGAAAUCGCAAUACUCGGCAAAUAUCCUCUUCAUCCUCAGCAUGUGUUUCUCUAAGCUCGCCCUGAUCAGCUUCAUCGAUAACUUGACGCCUGCUUCUACAGACCACCGCAUCGCAGUUGGUCUGAAAACGUCCACUCUUGUUUGGGGGGUGAUUGGCCUCAUAACCUCGGUUUUUCAGUGCAAGCCCCUUCGAACUUGGGAUUAUCUGCAUGGGAAAUGCUUUAACAUUAAUGCCUGGUGGAAUUAUCUUGGCACCACGAAUAUCUUGUCAGAAUGUGGUAUGAUGAUACAGGCGAUGCUAGUCAUUGUGCGCAUCCAGACACAUCUGAAGAAAAAGGCUGUCUUGGCCGGGGUGUUCAUGCUUCGGGUCGCAGUUAUUAUAAUGAUUAUCUGUCAGCUGGUCUAUGCUAGUAAAACUGUCGAAUCUCCCGAUCCAUCCCAUGAGACUUGGCCCGUGGCGAUAUCCACUCAGCUAGUGCAGUCUUUAAGCAUUGUCACGGCCUGCUCGCCCCAAUUCAAACCAUUUCUCGACAGUCUGCGCUCGACGGGGAUGCGCCUUGAUGGGAUGACAAGUUACGGUCACUCGCAAAAGGGGUACGGCUCAUACUCUGCUUCGCGUGCCCGGAGUCGAAGAGGCACGGUUCGCAGCGAUAUGCAUGAGCUUGUCCCCCUCCCGAUCCAGGAUACCCACCAGGCUACGGUGACUACCUCGACGCCAUCGCUGGGCUGGGAUGGAGAAAGUCAAUCGAGCCAGGCGCAUAUUAUCCAUGAGACUAGGACUUGGACCGUGACCGAGGUGCGGCGUAGUUUCGCCGAGAAUACCAAGUGA